Andrographis paniculata is the source of this 1432-nucleotide messenger RNA. RefSeq lists its product as uncharacterized. The record is from RefSeq and is a predicted model, not a curated record. Bases 658 to 1002 code for a protein of 114 amino acids. NCBI's taxonomy places the organism in Eukaryota, Viridiplantae, Streptophyta, Magnoliopsida, Lamiales, Acanthaceae. The transcript has 3 exons.
CCUUCUCCCUUCUAACCCUAUCCAAUUGUAACCCUAAAUCCCAAAAUAAAUUUAAAAUUUCCAAAAUCCAAACCCAACCGGUCUCUCCCACUCUUCCUUCCGCGACACCGCUUAUUUCUUCUUCUUCUUCGCCGAACACUGCUUGACGGGCCUCUCCCGGCUACCCUUUUCUUCUCUCUUCCUGUCUUCCUCCCUUCUUCUUCUUCUCUUCCAUUCGAUGACUGCCCUCCCCUUGCUUCCACCACGAUCUCCCGGAUUGUCACGCAGCACCACCGGCGAACUGGUUCAAUCAAACCAAACCGCGACCGUGAUUCUCGGCCGCGCUGUCCUCCGCCGAUUCAGCCCAGAUCGCUCUGCCGCAAUUCCAACCACCUCCGAACUGGUUCACCCAAACUGAACCAGUUUUCCACUGCAUUGCCCUUAUGCCGAACUGGUUCGACCUAACCGAACCGCAACAAGCUUCCGACGCCGCGAUUCUCCGCCUCGCCCCUGCUGUGCCACCACCGAACCGGUUCUCCACCGUGUCGCCCUCCUGCCAAACCGGUUUGACCAAACCGAACCGCGACAAGCUUCUGACGCCGUGAUUCUUCACCUUGCCCCUAUUGUGCCACCGCCAAACCGGUUCACUCAAGCCGAACUGCGACCGCCCGCGCUAAUAUGUCUUCACCCCUCUGGCUCGAUUUCAUGGGUAAAGUUCAAGUUUUGACCACAAGCUCCAUCAAGGCUACUCAAUCAGAAGGAAUUACAAAGAAGAAACGCAGACAACCAUCAGUCCACCUCCUGCCGUGCCACGUAUUCCCAUGGGUGGCACCUCUUCCACUGGUCAUCGUGCGCGUCGCACUGCUACUCAACUCGCCUCCACUUCAGUUAUUGAAGAUAAUUUUGAUUUCCCUGACCCCCAGGAGUGCCUGUGUUAUGAUCAAUGCUUGGAAGCAGGUCAAAAAAUCAUUACCGAGCCUGCUCGAUGACGCCUCUGGAUAUUCCCUAUCUCAAGGCAAUUAAAUUGGUUACAAACUCCAACGGGACUUGGUUUUUUGUUGGUACACCAAUCCGCAGAUCUCAAGCUUCUCCAAACCUCCCUGCCUAUGAUCCCAAUCCACCCAUAUCCUCCCCUCAAGACUCCCAGAUGCGAUUUGAUCACUUGCGACCUGCACUCGGACACCAACAAAUUGAAAUUUCAGCCCUUUGAACUGAGAAUGCCGCGUUUCACACUGAAGUGACUACAACCCUCUCCGAGCUAAAGCUAAUGAUCCAGUCACUCAUUCCCCGCACAGAUUAACGUCGGCUCCUCAAACCUAGAGAAGCAUCAUACUCCACUUCUCUUUCUUCUCUUUUAAUUUUUUCUUUCUCUAAUUGACGACAAUGCAUAAUUUUGGUGUGGGGACAGUUAUGCAAAUUUUUGGGCAAAAUUUUCAUUCCGUUCUACUUUUUA